AGUGUGGUGAGAGGAGGUUGUACUGGUCGAGUCUUACACCAUCUUGAGGGAAGCUUGUGUUAAUGAGGAGGAAAAUUUUGUGAUUAUCAGUGUAAAGAAGUGAAAAAAUUUUAAAACGGUAAAAUGAAGAAUAAAUAUGUGGUGUUAUUUCUCUUGUUAUGGUGUGUCGUUGGUCAGGCAUUUGACAGGGCGGCGGAGGCAGAAGCUCGGAGACUACUUGGGGUGUACCAGAAGGACUCAGAGAAGCUGUAUAAUAAUGGUUCACUGAAAGCCUGGGCCUACAACACUAAUAUUACCGACCACAACAGAGAGGUCAUGGAGGAGGCGUCACUCAUCACUCGACAGUUCCAGGAGCGAUGGUACAACAAGGUCAAGACCUACCUGAAGGCUGACCUCGCCCCCAGUACCUCUAGGCUCAUGAAGAUGGCGUUCACCGCUCAGCUGGAUGAAGACGAUUCCAAGAACCUCACCAGCAUCCUCUCCACAAUGUCAACCAUCUACUCCACUGGCACUGUCUGUCUCACUCCAGAGAACUGCCUGACCCUAGACCCAGGAUUGACGAAGAUAAUGGCCGAAUCCAGAGACUUUGACCAACUGUCCUUUAUCUGGGAGAGGUGGCGGACCAACGUAGCCAGAAAGCAGCUGAGGCCCCACUACCUACAGUACAUUGAGCUGGUCAACAAGAAGGCGAGGCUGAACGGCUACAGCGACUACGGCCACGAGCUAAGAAUGAAGUACGAGACGGAGACGUUCGAGGAGGACAUAUUAAGGCUCUACAAGGAACUUGACCCACUCUACCGCCUCAUGCACGCCUACGUCAGGAAGAAACUGCGUCAGGUGUACCCCCAGAUAGAGGCGAGAGGACGUCUGCCAGCCUGCGUUUUAGGGGACAUGUGGGGCAGAUUCUGGACCAACGUCUACUCCCAGGUGGCGCCGUUCCCGGAUCAGCCAGACAUUGAUGUAACAGACGCGUUGAUAGAGCAGAACUACACCGUGGAACAGAUGUUUAGGAUGGGGGACGAGUUCUUUACCUCCAUGGGCCUUGAGCCACUGAAAGACACCUUCUGGAAUAGGUCCAUGUUGAAGCGCCCUGAGGAUGGUCGUGACGUCGUGUGCCAUCCUACCGCCUGGGAUUUCUACGACGGAAAGGACUUCAGGAUCAAGAUGUGUACAGAGGUCAACUUUGAGAACCUCGGCACAAUCCACCACGAGCUGGGUCACAUACAGUACUUCAUGCAGUACUCUCACCUGCCCCUCACCUACAGGGACGGCGCUAACGACGGGUUCCACGAGGCCAUCGGUGAACUGAUGUCCAUGUCCAUGUCGACGCCACAACACCUGGAGAAGAUGAACCUUCUACAGGAGGUUCCUGAGAGCUUGGAGAUCAGCAUUAACUUCUUGGUGAGGACGGCAUUACAGUCAGUCACCACGCUUCCUUUCCACCUGGUGAACGACCUGUGGCGGUGGCGAGCCUUCAGGGGGCAGUACCACCUUCAGGAGUACAACACCCGCUACUGGCAACUGAAAGAGCAGUACCUGGGUGUCGAGGCUCCGGUGGCCAGGUCUCCGGAGGACCUUGACCCACCGGCCAUCUUCCACAUCGCCAACAACUACGACAUGAUCCGCUACUUCACCAGGACCAUACUGCAGUUCCAGUUCCUGGAGAAGCUGUGUGAGGCGGCGGGUCACGAGGGGCCUCUACACACCUGCGACUUCUACGGGUCAAAGGAAGCAGGAGACCUGCUAGCGAAGAUGCUAUCGCUGGGGUCGUCAGUACCGUGGCAGGACGCCCUGGAGGUGAUGACGGGGGAGAGACGCAUGAGUUCCCGUGCCCUCCUUCACUACUUCGCCCCCCUGCAGGAGUGGCUGACGGAGGACAACCUUAGAGAUCGAGACGGUAUCGGCUGGGGAGACUCUUGGAGAUUCUUAAAUGGUACAGAGGAGGAGGAACAGGAACAGGAGCAGGAACAGGAACAGGAACAGGAGUCAUCGGCAAGGAGGUGGUCAGACAGUGGUGUUGUGCUGGCUCUGUGUGUAAUUCUGGCCAGGUGGUUGUAGAUCUCUCUCUCUCUCUCUCUCUCUCUCUCUCUCUCUUAUUCAUAUCAAUCUUAACAGUAUCAGUACACACACGUAUCUUUUUUCACUGUGUCCUGGGUUCGAGUGUUGGCCCUACCACACAUGGGGGCAAGUUUCCUUCGGCUAUUCCUGUUUCCUCUUGUACUAACACUGGACGAUAGAGAACAGAUCAACCACCCAAACAGCUAGUAAACUGAUCAGUAGUGAAACGAUAAAAAAAUUAAUCAGUUUUAUUUAUAACAACAACUAUUACAAUUGUUAUAUUUGAUCUUUCAUUUAUUACCACUAUUAUAAUUACUAUUGCUAUUAUUCAAGUGGAACUACUGCUUCUGUUGAUACUAUUUUAACCACAACUACUGCUAUUACUACAGCUAUUGCUACUACUAUUACCACAACUACUACUAUUUCUAUUACUAUAACUUUUGCUAUUACUAUAUAUUACUAUAGCUAUUGCUACCAAAAGCUACUACUACUACGUCAUCUACUAAAGUUACCACAACAACAACCACCACCACCACCAAUAGGACAGGGCAAAACUGCAUCAAUCUCAACUUAAAGAAGAUAGAAAACGUGAACCCGGGCCAUUUCCUGUGAUGUCCCGCACCACGACGGGACAUAACUACAAGCUCGCCAAGUUAUCAUGCACAACGAACCUAAGGAAAUACUUCUUCACACAGAGGCUGGUAGACCUAUGGAACUGUCUCCCAGCUGUGGAAUCGAGAACAGUACUGGACUUCAAAUUAGCCCUUGACAAGACUUAUCAGGAACAAUGGAGGGAUCUGAUACUUGUCACUGGCUUCCUUCCCUUGGCAUGGCUACCCCUAGUGGGUGGCCAUUGUGUAAAACAUAAAACUGGUUUAGUUACUAAACCAGUUUUAUGUUUUGGUACAGUAAAAUAUUCCCAGUCGCGCGAUCUUCAUUACUCAUUAAUUAUAUUUAGCGCCGUUACCACUUGAAACUUUGUUGUACACACCUGCUACACGCUGAAGUACGAGACAUUUUUCUAGCAAAUUUAUGUAGGACUCAAAGGUUAUUUUUUUAAUCUAGAACCCCGAGAUGAAAUUAUUAAGCAUCGUAAUGUGAUUGUGGAAUGUGUGUUUCAAUGUCGCGCCCAUUGGUUGAUCUCAGCAGUCUACAGUGACUAGAGUGAGGCUUUGGUGAAUUCUCUACCAUAUUCGAUAGAUAGAUAUUUAUUCUUUAAAAUCACCAUACAACUUUAUAUUGAUUUAGCGUGUAUAUAAACAGUAUAGUUUAUACAAUGAUAAACAAUAAAUAGAUUCCAUCCAGGUUGGCUCUGAGAAAUAUAUAAGGAGCAUGUUGUUUCCAGUGGGGUUCUUCUACUGUUUCCCACGCCAGCUGAAUUAACCUAAUCUAACCAAAGGAUCGUUAGGUUGGUAGCUGUGUUGCGCUUCACACUGGUUCACAAAUAUACUUCCAUUUUCUACCACCAGACAGACAUUUAACAUCAAAACAAACUUUUCAGUGAAGAUUUUGUCAAUAUAUAAGAGAUAUUAUACUGUGGCGAUAAACUAUAUUGAUGUUAUUAUGUGUUACUGAGCUUCAAUGAUUAUUACGGUCAUCAAGUGUGUAUUUGAGGUUAGGGAACACACUAGUCAUCAACAGAGAGGGAGAGAUAGAAAGACCUGUAACUGAUGGAGCUAAACUGUAAUGUACCUUUACUAGUCUAUCAUCUGUUUAAUAGAUGGCGCUGAAAUUCGUACAGGGUUUUUGUAUAAAGUUCGUGUACUUAUUUAAACUUUUAAUAACUUUGUAUGAACACAUGAUAUAAAUAAUUUGCAAUUGACAUAUGAAAGAAAAUGUUUAUAAAGUUUUAUUAGAAUCAAUACUUUUUAACCUGUCAUUUUUUUUAAUAUAUAUAUAUAUAUACUUACAUACAUACCGGUAGCUAUAUAGUUCAAAAGUGCACACGGGCUUUAUAAACACGAUUAUCUCUUUUAUAACUAUUGUUCAAGUACAUUGUUCUUACUCUUAGUAUUAAAAGUAAAUCGUUUAUAUGGAUAACAUUCAAUAGUAAGUGUUGCUUCACCUCUUAUACCCCACAAUAGGUAGACUCUAGUUCUUUGUAUACAGGGUGGCUCAUAAGUCACUCUCCCUCGAUACUUGUUCUCAGGCAAGCAACUUAUGCAUCACCCUAUAUAUUAACACACAGGUGGGCCCCGGAAGUUAGGAAACGUAGUGGUAAUAUUGUAAAAAGUUAAAGACUAAAUAAACUGUUUUCUAGAAUAAUUAAUUAAGGUUAUUAGUAUAUUUAUGUAAAGUAGUAAUUAUAUAAAGGAAUUAAUUAUUGUACUUGAGCCUCCCAUACUCUCUGCGACUCCUAACUUUUGGGUCGCCCUGUAUAGUGUGUGUAUACAAGUACCCUGUGUAUAUAUUGACUUAAUAAAAUCCUGAUAUAG
Molecule: messenger RNA, 4493 nt
Organism: Homarus americanus (American lobster)
Lineage: Eukaryota; Metazoa; Arthropoda; Malacostraca; Decapoda; Nephropidae
Product: angiotensin-converting enzyme-like
Exons: 17
Coding region: 124-2058 (644 amino acids)
Biological process (GO): proteolysis
Cellular component (GO): plasma membrane
Molecular function (GO): peptidyl-dipeptidase activity; metallopeptidase activity
Source: RefSeq, a predicted model, not a curated record